Molecule: messenger RNA, 4440 nt
Organism: Brugia malayi
Lineage: Eukaryota; Metazoa; Nematoda; Chromadorea; Rhabditida; Onchocercidae
Exons: 36
Coding region: 1-4440 (1479 amino acids)
Source: RefSeq, a predicted model, not a curated record
AUGUCAACUUAUUUGAAUCAAUAUACGCAUAUACCACCAAAUUAUCCUAAAUUAUCCGGGCGCUAUCAUAAACGUUCCAAUAGCGCCGAAUCAUAUCGCUUACAGCGAACAUCAUCAUCGUUAUCAUCAUUAUCAGCAUUAUCAUCCCUAUCAUAUUCUCGAAAAUUUUCCACGAUGAAUUCUUAUCGUCAACAGUACUCAUCAUUAUCAUCCAGUUAUCAUCAAGAUGUAACACAUCCGAAAAGUAAUAUUGGAUUAUCGAAUAGAUAUGGAAGCAUUGAUCGUUUAUCAUCAAUGAAUCAUCGAACAUAUAAUAAUUUCACUUCAAAUACAUUUACUCCAAAACGGAGCACAAGUUAUGGUUCAGGAACAAAAUUAAAUGAUAUCGGAGGUGUAUCAUCAUCAUUACGCCGUUAUGAUAAUGAUUAUAAUUCAGUAUAUGAAAGACGAACAUCUUAUACGCCAAGUCACUAUUCCACGUCCGGUUAUGCGUCAUCAUCGUACGGAACGUUGCCACGUAAUAAUCGUUCGCAAACUCCAAGUUAUAUUGGACGAGAGCGAAAUUAUGCAUUAAAUCGAGAAUACAAAUCAACGUUACGUUUUUCUACCGAUAGAGAACAUUCUCAAUCAGAUGAUAAUGUCAAGCAACGAUUGGAGAAAUUUUACAAUCGAUAUCCAAAAGAUCACGAAAUAUCAAAUAAUCAUUUAAUAAAUGAUAGUAAAUUUUCUGCUAAUGAUGACGAAGGUGACGAGAAAUUUUCAGCUAAUGAAAUUUUUGAAUUAAAAGAUAUUUUGCGUGGCAUUGCUAAACUUAAUGAGCAAGACGUAUCAGAGGAUAAUAAAUUGAAAAAAGUAGUUUGUUCGAAUGAAAAUGAAAUAAUAUCGAUGGAAAAUGCUUCAAAUUCUAUUCCAAUACUAAAAGAAAAUGCUAAUCAAAUAGAUUCGUCAUCGUUAAUUGCUAAUCAAAAUGAUGCAGAAAUUUCAACAGUUCCAAUCAAUAAUGAAAAUUUUGUCAUUAAAUCGAAUGAAACCGAAUUGAAAUGUGACAACGAUGUUACGGAAAUUGUGGAAUUACCAUUAUUUAAAGGAUUAGAUGAUCAAAGAUUAGAAUGUGUUAGUGAUCAACAAUAUAUGGCUGAUAACAAUAUUCAAAGUAUGAAGAAAACCGGAACAAUUCUUGAACCGGAAAAUGAAAUGGAUGACGAACAAUUAGAAGAAGAGGAGGAAGAAGGGGGAGAGAGAGAAAAGGAGAAGGAGGAAGAAGAAAAAGCAAAAGAGGAAAAAAAGGAAGUCGAAAACAAACAAAAUAUAAUUAAUCGAAAGCCGCCAUUAUUGCUUAUUACACAACCAUCAGCACAAAAUUCACCAAAUCAUCUUACCACGGAAUUUACAUUUGAUGAUAAUAUCAAUUUUGGUAUCAUGAAAAACAAUGAUAUUAAUGAUGAUAAUGAUGACGAUGACGACGGUGAUGAUAGUGAUGAUGAUAAUGAUGACAGUGAUGCUGCUGAUGAUGAUGAUGAUAAUGAUGACAGUGAUGCUGCUGAUGAUGAUGAUGAUAAUGACGAUAGUGAUGAUGGAAAUGUAAUAAUAUUGAAUGCGCAAAAGGAUAAUAUUGAAAAUGAUGUGUCCGUUUCGGAAACAAUCGAAUUGCAACCGGAUGCUAGCAAAACGGAAGGAAAGCCAAGAGGUGAUCUUUAUCCAGUUUCAUUAUCGGAAAGUCGAAAACGUUUUAUUUCACCAAUUCCAUACUAUGAAAAUGAUUUUAACGAAGAAUUUAUUGUUGAAGUACCAACAAGAAAUAAUGAUAAUCGAGGACGUGUUUCGGAAAUUAUGGCAGUACCAGCACCAGUGCUAACAACAUCAGUUAGCUAUGAUGGCACGGAUGAUUGGGAUUCAACACAGGAAGAAUCGGUGGAAUCGUUAUCAGAUUAUGAAGAUAUUGAUGAUUUUAACUCUGAAGAACGUCAUUCAAGAAAUAGAGAUGAUUUGGAAAAUGAUGAUUAUCGUCCAACAUCGUCAGGUUUUGGUGUUUAUUUCAGUCCGAUUUCUUCACCUAUCGAUGACUAUGAUGAUAUACAGUAUCGAGAUAAUAUUGAUGUUGGUUUUACACUAAAACUUGUUCAAAAAGCAGCAUUAAAGGAGACAAAUGAAGACGAUUCAUUGUCAUCUAGUGAAUUUUACGAUGAUUCGGAGUAUGAAGAAGAAUUAUGUAGAAGCGAUGAAAAUGAUGAUGAUGAUGUUGAUGACGAUGAUAAUAGUGAUGAUAAUGAUAAUGAUAAUGAUAAUGAUACUACUGAAUAUACGGAUGAUGAAGAGGAACUAGAUGAUGAUACAUCGGAAGAUUUGUGUAUAACUGAAAAUAUUUCAAUUGAACCAUUAGAAUCUGCUGCAAUUGAUAGCAUUUCAUCAAUUUCAAUUCCACCUCUGGUAUCUGCAUCAAUGCAAGAAGAUGAUAAUAUUGAAAUUGACGAAAUCUGCGACGAAAUAUUCGAUCAAUCGUUUUUGGUACCAGUGGAAAUAUUAUCAAAUGUAAAAGAGAUUGAAAUGGAACAAAAUAAACCACCGGAAAAACGUCGUGAAAUAACGUAUGCACAAGAAAUUGAUUUGCAACAAAAUGCUGAAAAAGCAUCGAAAUUUUCUAUCAAAAAAAUUGGUAAAGAUGAAGCGAUGGAGCAAAUAGCUGAAGGUGCAACUGAAAUAGCAAUUCGAAAAAUGACACCACAACAUGUGAUACCAAUUGAGGAAAAUAUUGAAAUAAUUGAAAUUAAUGAAUUGAAAAUUCAAAUGCCUGAACAAAUUAAUAUAAUUGUUGAGGAAAAUAAAAAUGAAAAAGGAAUUAAUCAAAUUGAAGUAGUGCCAACAUAUGUUUGGCCAACAAUCGAGAAUUAUCCUACUGAUAGUGCUCGAACAUUUAUUGAACGAAAGCCAUGCACUGAUUGGGCUAAGAAAGCAAUCAUUUUAUCACCAAAAUUUGAAACUGCAAAAAUACAACAAACACAAAUUCAUUUUGAUAAAGAAAUAUUAACAAUAAAUGAUACAACAACAAAAUCACAUACCGAUACACCAACAAAUUGUACAAAUAAAACAGCCAGUACUGGAUCUUCUAGGCCAACAUCUGCACUCUCAACUGUUUCAUCAAAUUCAGGCCAAAAAGAGGAUAAAUCAUUACUUCGAAAAUCAGUUAUUAAUAUGGCUAAAGAUGAUGCAAUAAAAGCUAAUGCAUUACAACAGGAAAAAUCAAAACAAAAUGCUAGAAGAUUUGGAAUUGUUAAUGCAUUAAGUGCAAAAUUCAAUUCACAAGAAAGUAAAUCAGAUGCAUAUACAUAUAAACGUUCACAAAUGUUAGCAAAGAAAGAUGAAGAAAGACCAAAACGUAUUUAUGCACCAAUUAUCAAACCAAUUAUAAAUGAUAAUUUUGAUAAACAAAUUGAAGAAAUUCGUUUGAAAAUGAAAACAGGUAGUAAAAUGUUAAGUUCACAAUUUACUGAAUUAAAAAAAGGUAUUGCAAUGGUAGCUGAUGAUGCAAGACGAGCAAUUCUUGAACAUAAACAUCAGCAAUUACUAACUGAAGCAGAUCAAACAUUUGGAAAAAUAGGUGAUGAUUUUCAAAAAUGGAAAGAGAAUCGAAUAAUUGAACAUCAAAAAGAAUUGAAAAAACAAGAAGAAAAAUUGCAUCGUGAAAAAGAAACAAAAAUGGAAAAAAUACAAAAUGAUUCAAUUAUGGCGCAAACAGUAAAUGAACCAAAAAAGACAGUACGACGAUUAAGAUCAUCACAACAAGUUGAAAUGGCAAAUAAUCUGCCAAAUUUUGCUACAAAAUGUAAAACGAUAAAUUCAGGAAAAAAUUCCUCAUCGGAUGCACAAAUGAAGAUGAUGAUAAAGAAAAAUGUUGAAACAACAGAAGAAAAUACACCUGAAAAUGGUAUAACAACCACAAAGCAUCAAUUAUCAACAAUGAACAAUUGUGUUAUCAUAUCAUCGUCAAAUGCUUGUGAUAAUUCCACAUCAAAUGCAAAACUGGAUUCUACGAUGUCAAAAGAAAGAAAGAUAUUAGGAAGUACUGAAAAUCGAGAAAUUCGAAAAUAUGGUACUAGAAAUAAAACACAGGAAUUGAUGAAUUUUGCUAAUGAAAAUGAAAUAAAUGAUGAAGAGCUUAAAAUACAUCGACAGAAUUGCAUACAUCGACGUAAUCGUUACAUUCGAAAACCAUUUGAUAUUGAUAUUUUACUUGGUUAUGAUAAAGAAAAUAGCUUUGAACAAUUUGAGGCACGCUUUGCUGCAUCAGGGCGUGAUAAAAGAGCAAUAACUGAUAAGAAUGAUAAGAAAGCUAAGAGACGACGAAAAGAAAGCAAGAAAAUUUGGAUUAGCGAAUUAAGAGAUAUUGAUAAGAUUUAUAGAACAUCCGAAUUACGCGAUAUAAUUAAUUCAGUGCGAAUUUAA